GCGGCGCCGAGCUCGCCGCUCUCCGGAGUGAGCCGGCCGCGAGCCGGGAGCGGCGCGCGGGCGGCCGGAGCCUCGGCGGCGGCGGCGCUGACACGGACCCCGACACCUCCCACCAUGGACAGCUUCGACCUGGCCCUGCUGCAGGAGUGGGACCUCGAGUCGCUGUGGGGCGAAGACAUCCUAAGCCAGAGGAGUGACUCUCUAGUGGUGGAAUUUCAGUCGUCAACCAGCCGAUGCAGGAGUGUCUACGAACCAGAUAGAAAUGUGCUACGGAGGAAAGAACGAGAAAGGAGAAACCAGGAGACCCAGCAGGAUGAUGGCACAUUUAAUUCCAGUUAUUCCCUCUUCAGUGAGCCCUACAAGACCAACAAGGGGGACGAGCUCUCCAACCGGAUCCAGAACACGUUAGGCAAUUACGAUGAAAUGAAGGACUUCUUAACCGACAGGUCUAAUCAGAGUCACCUCGUUGGCGUUCCCAAACCUGGGGUUCCGCAGGCCGCCGUGAACAAGAUCGAGGAACAUUUUGUUGCGGAUUCCAGAGCCCAGCCCCAGGCCUCUGCGGUCGGCAGCACUGCAUCUGCCACGCCAGCCGCUGUGCCCGCGCAGCAGAGCAAGAGGGGCUCCGUGGGCUGGCAGAAGGCUGGGCACCCGCCCCCCGACGGCCCACCGAGAGCGAGCAAGCGCGGACACAGGCUGAUCGAUCUCACCAGAUCCGCUCCGCCAAAGAACCCGAAUCAGAAGCCUAACCACUGUGUGUCCAGCCCCUCUUCCUCCCCCCCUUCUCCUUCUUCUUCCAACUCAGCACAACAGAGCUCUCUCAGGACCUUGCUUGGCGAUGGCGCUGGCAGGCAGCAGCCGCGGGCCAAACAGGUGUGCAAUGUGGAGGUGGGUCUUCAGACCCAGGAGAGACCCCCCGCCAUGGCAGCCAAGCACGGCGGCAGUGGACACUGUGUGCAGAACUUCCCUCCAUCCCUGGCCUCCAAGCCCAGCCUGGGCCAGCAGAAACCCACCGCAUACGUGCGGCCGAUGGAUGGCCAAGACCAGGCUCCCGAUGAGUCUCCGAAGCUGAAGUCAUCCGCGGAAACCAGCGUGCACUGUACGUCCUACAGGGGCGUCCCGGCCGCCAAGCCAGAGUCCACCAGAGCCAAGGCCAAGCUUUCCAAGUUCAGCAUCCCCAAGCAGUCGGAGGAGAGUAGACCUGGAGAAACCAACAGCUGUGUGGAGGAGAUAAUCCGGGAGAUGACCUGGCUCCCGCCGCUUUCUGCUAUUCAGCCGCCUGGCAAGGUGGAACCGAGCAAAUUCUCAUUUCCCAAUAAGGACUCUCAGCUCAUUUCCUCUGGACACAACAAUCCAAAGAAAGGUGAUGCUGAGCCCGAGAGUCCAGACAAUGGCACCUCGAAUACAUCAAUGCUCGAAGAUGACCUCAAGCUAAGCAGUGAUGAAGAGGAGGGUGAACAGGCAGCCCAGGGAGCCGCGCUCCACGCUCUGUCUGACAGCGCCGGGCUCCAGCAGGCCAGCCGCAGAGCCUCAGUGGCCUCCAGCAAGGGCAGCAGCAGCGGCAGCAGCAGCAGCGGCAGCAGCUCGUCCAGCGACUCGGAGAGCAGCUCGGGAUCCGACUCCGAGAGCGAGAGCAGCUCCAGCGAGAGCGAGGGCAGCAAGCCCGCCCACUACUCCAGCCCCGAGGCCGAGCCUGCUUCCUCUAACAAGUGGCAGCUGGACAAAUGGCUGAACAAAGUGAACCCGCACAAGCCGCCCAUUCUGGUCCAGAAUGAGAGCCACGGCCUGGAGGGCGGCCAGUACUACGCCCCCGGGAAGGACCCGGCCCAGGACGGCGGGAAGCUCCCCGACGGGUGCCAGGCCGGCCUGAGGGAGAAGGACGCCAAGAGCGCCUGCAAGGAAGAGCAGAGGCCAAGGACAGCCAACAAGGCCCCGGGGACCAAGGGCGUGAAGCAGAAGUCCCCGCCCGCGGCCGUGGCCGUGGCCGUGGCAGUGACCGCAGCCGCCCCGCCGCCAGCCCCCGCCGGGGCGCCCCCGGAGCCGCCCGCCCCCACGCGGAGGUCCGCGGGCAAGAAGCCCCCCAGGCGCACCGAGCGGGCCUCCGCCGGGGAGCCCGCCAGCUGCCAGCGGCCGGAGGAGCCCGCGGAGGCGCUGGGGGCGCCCGCAGCCAUCCCCCCCGUCCCUCCGGAGCCCCCCAAAGCCAGGCCCUGCGCCAGCAGCAGGACCAGCCACCGCAAGGAGCUGCGCGCCGCCGCCUCCGUCCCCUGCGAGAAGCGCCGCACGCGGGGGCUGAGCAGGAUCGUCCCCAAAUCCAAGGAGUUCAUCGAGACAGAGUCCUCAUCGUCCUCCUCCUCCUCGGACUCGGACCUGGAGUCGGAGCAGGAGGAGUACCCUCUGGCCAAAGCGCAGGCCGCGGCCGCCGCCCCUGCCAGUGACCAGCGGCUCAAGGAGGCGGCGGGCGGCAUUGGCGGCGGGCCCCGCGCACCCGUGGGCUCCAUCAACGCCAGGACCACCAGCGACAUCGCCAAGGAGCUGGAGGAGCAGUUCUACACGCUGGUCCCCUUCGGCCGCAACGAGCUCCUCUCCCCGCUGAAGGACAGUGACGAGGUCAGGUCUCUCUGGGUCAAAAUCGACCUGGCGCUCCUGUCCAGGAUCCCAGAGCACCUGCCCCAGGAGGCGGGGGCCCUGAGCGCGCCCGCGGCCAAGGAGGCAGAGAGCGCACCUCCGAGCCACCCGGCCGACACCCCUGUAGAGAAGGCUUUGCCCAAAUCCAAGAGGAAACGCAAGUGUGACAACGAGGACGACUACCGGGAGGUCAAGAAGGCCCCAGGAGAGAAGGAGAGCUCUUCCCGCCUGGCCGCCUCUGCCAGCAACACUGUGUCCGCGAAUCCCUGCAACAUGAACGUCAGCAGCUUGGCAAUACCCAUCAAUAAGAAUGAAAAGCUGCUCCGGCCGCCCAUCUCACCCCUCUCCGACGCCUCCAAACACAAAUACUCCAGCGAGGACUUGUCCUCCGGCAGAGCCAGCGGCGCAGGCCUGUUCCCUUCCGCCGCCUCCAGCAAAAAGCUCAAGGCUGAGAACCAGCUGCCGGCUCACGCUGCAGACCUCACGAAAGCAGCUCACCACAACUCAGAAAACGUUCUCCACAAGCCACGGCCACAGACGGAGCCGUGGUCCCCGGGCUCCAGCGGCCACCGGGACUGCAAGAGGCAGAAACUCAUCUUCGACGACAUGCCGCGCAGUGCCGAUUAUUUUAUGCAAGAAGCUAAGCGGAUGAAGCACAAAGCAGAUGCAAUGGUGGAAAAGUUUGGAAAGGCUUUGAACUACGCCGAAGCAGCCUUGUCAUUCAUUGAGUGUGGAAAUGCAAUGGAACAGGGCCCAAUGGAAUCCAAAUCCCCGUACACGAUGUAUUCGGAAACAGUGGAACUCAUCAGGUAUGCCAUGAGACUAAAGACCCACUCAGGCCCCAAUGCCACACCAGAGGAUAAACAGCUGGCUGCGUUAUGUUACCGAUGCCUGGCCCUCCUGUACUGGCGGAUGUUCCGACUCAAAAGGGAUCAUGCUGUCAAGUAUUCAAAAGCACUUAUCGACUAUUUCAAGAAUUCAUCGAAAGCUGCCCAAGCCCCGUCGCCAUGGGGGGGCGGUGGAAAGAGCACUGGAACCCCAUCGCCCAUGUCCCCCAACCCCUCCCCCACCAGCUCCGUGGGAUCUCAGGGGAGCCUCUCCAACACCAGCGCCCUGUCCCCUUCGACCAUCGUCAGCAUCCCACAGCGCAUCCACCAGAUGGCAGCCAAUCACGUCAGCAUCACCAACAGCAUCCUCCACAGCUACGACUACUGGGAGAUGGCAGACAACCUGGCCAAGGAAAACCGAGAAUUCUUCAACGACCUGGACCUGCUCAUGGGGCCGGUGACCCUGCACAGCAGCAUGGAGCACCUGGUGCAGUACUCCCAGCAGGGCCUGCACUGGCUGCGGACCAGCGCCCACCUGCCGUAGGCCCGCGCCCGCGGCCGCUGUGCUCCCCUCCGAGGACGGCUCCACGUUCUGGACGCUGUGCUGCCGACACUCCCAGCCGCAGCGCUGAUCAAACCCAGUGACUGUUUUCUCAGCAUCAGACAGUGGUCUUUCCCAGGGCACGUGUGCCUGUAUGUGUGGGUGCAGAAGCAGCAGCGUGUGUGUGUAAGAUGCACAGCUCUUAAAACAUACUUUCUUUGUCUAGUUUCCAUAAUCCCAGGCUAGACAAAGUGGUCAGAAGUUUCUGAUUAGAGGAAAUACACUUACACACACACACACACAAUAACACACACACACACACACACACACACACACACACACACUCUUUCUACUUCAAAGCUAACCCUUGACUUUUUAGAACAUUCAACCAAAACCUUGUGGUGAGUUCACCAGGUGCCGCGAAGCACACCAACAGCCUGACUGCCAGUGAAGAGGACCUCUCCUCACGGUGGACGACGUUCAGUGUUGAUACACUAUCCCCGCUCACCCUUCGGUUGUACGUGUCCAUGGGUAGUUGAGUAAUGAAAGUCAGUCAUGUUUUGCUGGAUGUUUACUAGGUUGCAUGUUACCAAAUGCCCUGCCUUUCAUUUAUUUGCUCCUCGCCCCUCCAUCCAACUGCACCCUCAGCUGAAUGCACUGUAAGCAGAUGGACCGGUGCCCUGCCCCGGCGUGGUCUGGGUGGGCGCCGUGUUCGGUGGGAACUCGGUGCCUGGGGGGCGAGCCCGCCCAUGCCGAGGGGAGCCAGGCAGGACCCGGUGUCUCCUGCACCUGCCACCCGCCCGCCCCGCAGGUGUCUCUUCUCCCCGCCUCGGUGGCCCGGGCCGGAGAGCCUGUUGGCACUGCCAGUCUUUUCAGCGUGGCGUUUUUAAGCAUUUCCUUUUCACAAUAGCUUUCUCACCAACGUCUUGGCCACAUGAGGACGUUCCCCAGAGGGCGCCCCCCCUGGGAGUCUGUGUGCUGUCACCGGGCGGUGUGCGGUGCUCACGCCGGGCAGCAGGUGCCACGCGACUGCAUUGUGAACGGGGCGCGUCGGCCCAGUCAGCGGGCUGCCCUCCGCGCGGGGCGGCUCCUGCUGCCUCCUCCCGCCUCGCCGCGGGGCUGUCGGGUGGCAUGUCCUCUGCGCCAGGUAUGUUUACGUCUUGCUCCCAACUCUUUUCUUUUUUUUCUUUUUUUUAAGUUUACAUUUUAGUUUUUUGACACCUGUUUACAUUUUUUGUCUGAAACUUGUUUAUAUUUUAGUCCCCUGUCAUGCCCUAGAUUUAGUCUUCUUAUUAAACAUGUUUGGUUAUAAAAUUAUUGCUUGAAAAGAAAAACUGAACAAAAAAAAAAGGAUGUGCUUUGCCAUAACUUUCACAACAAAGACUAUGGCUCUGAGGCCCCUCCCUGACCACACUGCACCGGACUGGUCUUUUCAACCCCCCCCCCCCUUUCUCCGCGGGGAGGGCGCCCAGCAUCUAUCACAGAUUCGGACGGUGGAGUCGGUGGGGUCAGUCGGUUCGGUUCCGAUGUUGACAUUCCUGUCGUCCUGACAGGACAGAGGAGAUGAGAUGUAAUUCCCUAGCUCCCAGCACUCUCUCAGGACUGCACAAAUGACUGAUCUGUGCGCGUGGUGGCCCGAAAUUAACUUACAAAGAGCAAGUGAAGGAAGGGCUUUGCCAUUGGCUUUUGGCUUUGGCCUUCAAGCAUCUGCACUGUUCACAGAGUUUGUUUUACUUUCAUCCAGCCCAGGGGUCUGUCACAGCCUGGGUAGAGUUCAUGAUCCCAUUCAUGUGGGAAGUUUCCGUCUAACUUAAGGAAUUGUGAACUGAUAUAUAGGUUUUUGUGGCUGCUGUUUGUAUGUUCGGAGGACUGAGGCUUAGUUCCGCUUGCUCUCGCUGAAUUCCGCCGAAAUGUGCAAACUCGCACACAAGGGCUGGCCCUCAGGCGCGCCCCCAGGUGCUCUGCAGGCCUGUCCGUGUUAAAGCUGCAGGAUGUGCGGUGUCCGUGGGGUGUGCUUCCCAUGAGGCCCCAUCUGAACACCCCGCGGCCUCUGUGUUUUCCCGGCGCUUCGAAGACCACGUUUCCCAGCAAACCCUGUCGUUGUGGGCGUGGCCUUUCGCUUCAUCGUGGAGCCUGAGGGGCAGAGUGUGUUAGCCUGGACGAGAUGAUUAUGGUGAGAAGCCAACUUCUUAUUGGUGCAUGUGAAAGUCAUUCAUAACUGUUCCUUUAUUUGCUUUUGUUCAGAGUAGAGAUAUAUUUUUUGCAUUUUCUGAUUAUAAAGCAAUACAUGCUUCAGUGUAAAAAUUCAGACAACAUGGAAACGUAGAAACGUAGAAAGUAGUAAGUCCCAUCCCAAUCUCCCCUUACAGACAACCACUGCUCACAGCUUCAUGUCUGUCCUUCUAGUGACGCUCCUGUGUCAACACGUGCUGUCCCUUUAGUUCGUCUCUCUGUUUGGAGACAUAUUUCCUUAGCAGUUCAGCACAAGUCACCUGACCUUACCCUUCCUGACCUGAACGGAUGCCACCCUGUAUCACAAUGUUUCAGAUGCAUUCCUCCUCACCCCGUGGGGUUUGUGACUGCUCUCCGCAGAUCAGACUUACGUGCAGAAUUGUGCCCAGAAAGAGAGGUUUGGUUAAAACAGAGAUUUCUGGAAACUUUCCCAUGAGAAAUGGAAACUCGGACCCGCUAUCUAAAGAGGAAUGUACUGGGAAAAAUAAUCUGAAAAGCUGACAAAUUGUGUACUAGACAGAACGCAUAGAACGCAAUGCAACGAGACUUCCUGCACUAAAACUUAUGCCGGUGUGUGCGACACUGAUGCGUGUAUUAUAUAACAGUGGUGUGUACAUUUCUGACAUCCCAUGCAUACGAUACACAGUUUGUACAAACGCAUACAUUUAAAAAUAUAUAUGUACAAUACAGCUACCAUGAGACUGUAGUACGCCUGGAGGGUAUGACUAGUGCCUAACAUUGAGUGUAAGUCACUGCGUGUUCGCAUCACCUUGGAAGUACGGUAAUUGUUAUAAAAUUAAUCAGUGCAACCAACAUUAUUUAUGAAUCACAUCUUUGAAACUGUGCAGUAGUAUAUACAUAUAUAUUUUUAAACAACAUUUUUCACAGUUUUCCAGAGUUACUGUUGAAAUCUGUAUCACCAAAAAAAAAGAAAAGAAAAAAAAAAGAAGCAAGAUUUUUUUAACGAUGUAGACACUCUUCAGACCCCGUAAUCUGUGUGUGAUUUCCUGUUUGUAGAUACCCAAGAGACUUUAGCAGUCACCAGCCUUAAUGCAUGUACAGGAUAUUAUUGUGACUUAAUUUAUCUGCAGUUUUUAAUCCAUGUGAAAUUGGAAUUUAUAAACUGACUUGGAUUAAAUAUGUCUGCCUUUCUAAGGUUGCAAAUGUUACAUUAAAUGACUUACGUUGUAAA
Messenger RNA from Pipistrellus kuhlii (Kuhl's pipistrelle), 7414 nucleotides. RefSeq names its product AF4/FMR2 family member 3 (gene AFF3). The record is from RefSeq and is a predicted model, not a curated record. The transcript is spliced from 23 exons. Gene Ontology annotation, cellular component: super elongation complex; nucleus. Gene Ontology annotation, biological process: regulation of gene expression. Bases 115 to 3993 code for a protein of 1292 amino acids. Lineage: Eukaryota; Metazoa; Chordata; Mammalia; Chiroptera; Vespertilionidae.